Pongo pygmaeus (Bornean orangutan) is the source of this 3990-nucleotide messenger RNA. RefSeq names its product zinc finger protein 823 (gene ZNF823). The transcript is spliced from 3 exons. The coding region runs from base 1620 to 3551 and encodes 643 amino acids. Gene Ontology annotation, biological process: regulation of transcription by RNA polymerase II. NCBI's taxonomy places the organism in Eukaryota, Metazoa, Chordata, Mammalia, Primates, Hominidae. The record is from RefSeq and is a predicted model, not a curated record. Gene Ontology annotation, molecular function: DNA-binding transcription factor activity; RNA polymerase II cis-regulatory region sequence-specific DNA binding.
AAAAAUUUGUAAUUUUUCCAUUGAGAUAGUGAGGUAUUUUUUAUUAGUCUUUUGUCAUGCUUAACUACAUUUGGUCUAGUGGAAACCAGUUGCCAGUUUCCAAAUGUUCUCUCUUAGUGUAAUUGCAUAGGAUGGGCUAAAUAUCCCAUGUAACAAGUUGCAACCAAACACGUGAAACGUUAGCUACUAGGGUCCCUCAGUAGCGAUCCAGUGUCCAGAGUGUUUCUUCAUAACUGUCUUAGUCUGUUUUUUGUUACUUAUAACAGGAUUACCUGAGCCUGGGUAAUUUAUUAAAAAAAAAAAACACUGUUUUUUUGUACUUCUGGAGACUGAGAAGCCCGAGGUCAAGGCUUAGCAUCUGGUAAGAGCCUCCUUGCUGGUGGGGACUCUGCAGAGUCCCUAGGUGGCACAGGGUAUCGAAUGGCCAGGGGCCCAGUGUUAAUUCAGGUCUCUUCCUCUUCUCAUAAGGACACUAGGCCUACUCCUGAGAUACCCCAUUUAUUCAUUAAGCCAUUAAUCUAUGAAUGGAUUAGUACAUUCCUGAGGUCCAAACCCUCAAGAUCCAAUCGAGUCUUAAAGCCCCACAUUUCAUUAUUGUCAUAUUGAGGAUGAAGUUUCAGCAUGAGUUUUGGAGAGCACAAGCAUUCUAACUGGUGCUGUGGCUAACAGGUAUUCUCUCUCUGCUGACCACGUAACAAACUUCCAAACUCUCAGAGGCGGAAUAGGAGUUAAGUUAAAAAAAAAAAAUUAUAUAUAUAUAUAUAUGUAUUUUUUCUUUUUUCUUUUUUACUUUUAUUAUAUUUUUUGAGACACGAUCUUACUCUAUUGCUUAGGCUGGAGUACAGUGGCAUGAUCACGGCUCACUGCAGCCCCAACCUCCUGGGCUUGGGUGAUCCUCUCACCUCAGCAUCCUGGGUAGCUGGGACUACAGGCAUGCACCACCACGUCUUGCUAUUUUUUUUUUGUAUUUUUUGUAGAGACAAGGUCUCACCAUGUUGCCCAGGCUGGUCUCGAACUCCUGGGCUUAAGUGAUCCGCCUGUCUUGGCCUCCCAAAGUGCUGGGAUUAUAGGCAUGAGCCACUGAGUCAGACCUAGUUUUAUUUUUUGUUGAGAGAAGGGCUCACUAUGUUACCCAUGCUGGUCCUAAACUCCUGUUCUUAAGUGAUCCUUCCACUUUGGCCCCCCAAAGUGGUGGGAUUGCAGGCCUGAGUCACCAUGCCUGGCCCCUAUAUUUUGCAUAAACAGUUUAGGCACACUUAGCCUCUGUUAUUAGUUACGUUAGUGGGACCCCUUCCUUAAUCCGGUGCCUAGACACCAUGAAAGGUCCAAGUUUGCAAAAGAGCGUUUGUCAGGAUAUGCAGUUUCAGGACUGGGAGUGGUAACUCGUCUACACAAUAGGUAGUUGUACUUUGUCAUGACAAGAACUACACAGACUGCUGUAGAAAUAGACAUCCGGGUGACACAGGCCAUAAGACUCACUCACUUAACUCACCAACAAGAGGCAGGUUCCUAUUGGACUGUUACUUUACCAAACACAUUCAACUAAAGCAUCACAAUGGCUUUGUGGGAAAAAGUGAGUGUAGACAGAAUAAGAGUGGGUUUACUAUGUCAUUGAAUAAAUGCUUGGAAACCACAGCAUCAUGCAAAGUUUAUGCAGUGAGUAUGGAUUCUCAGUGCUGUCCAUCUCAACCUUCCUCCUCUGCACAUGUGGGAUGUUUCAGGACUCAGUGGCCUUUGAAGAUGUGGCUGUGAACUUCACACAAGAGGAGUGGGCUUUGCUGGGUCCAUCACAGAAGAGUCUCUACAGAAAUGUCAUGCAGGAAACCAUUAGGAACCUGGACUGUAUAGAAAUGAAAUGCGAGGACCAGAACAUUGGAGAUCAGUGCCAAAAUCCCAGGAGAAAUCUAAGAAGUCAUACAUGUGAAAUUAAAGAUGACAGUCAAUAUGGAGAAACUUUUGGCCAGAUUCCAGAUAGUAUUGUGAACAAGAACACUCCUCGAGUAAAUCCAUGUGACAGCAGUGAGUGUGGAGAAGUCAUCUUGGGUCAUUCAUCUCUUAAUUGCAACAUCAGAGUUGACACUGGACACAAAUCAUGUGAGCAUCAGGAAUAUGGAGAGAAGCCAUAUACGCAUAAACAACGUGGGAAAGCCAUCAGUCAUCAGCACUCCUUUCAGACACAUGAAAGGCCCCCCGCCGGAAGGAAACCCUUCGAUUGUAAAGAAUGUGCAAAAACCUUUAGUUCUCUUGGAAACCUCCGAAGACACAUGGCGGCACACCAUGGAGAUGGACCUUAUAAAUGUAAGUUGUGUGGGAAAGCCUUUGUUUGGCCCAGUUUAUUUCAUUUGCACGAAAGAACUCACACUGGAGAGAAACCAUAUGAAUGUAAGCAGUGUUCUAAAGCCUUUCCUUUUUACAGUUCCUAUCUAAGACAUGAAAGAAUCCACACGGGAGAGAAGGCGUAUGAAUGUAAGCAGUGUUCCAAAGCCUUCCCUGAUUACAGUACCUAUCUAAGACAUGAAAGAACUCACACCGGAGAAAAACCCUAUAAAUGUACACAAUGUGGGAAAGCCUUCAGCUGUUACUAUUACACUCGACUACAUGAAAGGACUCACACGGGAGAACAACCCUAUGCGUGUAAGCAAUGUGGGAAAACGUUUUAUCAUCACACAAGCUUUCGAAGACACAUGAUAAGGCACACUGGAGAUGGACCACAUAAAUGUAAGAUAUGUGGGAAAGGCUUUGAUUGUCCUAGUUCAGUUCGAAAUCAUGAAACUACUCACACUGGAGAGAAACCCUAUGAAUGUAAGCAGUGUGGGAAAGUGUUAUCUCAUAGCUCGAGCUUUCGAAGUCACAUGAUAACACACACAGGAGAUGGACCCCAGAAAUGCAAGAUAUGUGGGAAAGCCUUUGGUUGUCCCAGUUUAUUUCAAAGACAUGAAAGGACUCACACUGGAGAGAAACCCUAUCAAUGUAAACAAUGUGGUAAAGCCUUCAGUCUUGCCGGUUCCCUUCGAAGACAUGAAACAACUCACACUGGAGUGAAACCCUAUAAAUGUAAAUGUGGGAAAGCCUUUAGUGAUCUCUCUUCCUUUCAAAAUCAUGAGACAACUCACACUGGAGAGAAGCCAUAUGAGUGUAAGGAAUGUGGGAAAGCAUUCAGUUGUUUCAAAUACCUUUCUCAACAUAAAAGGACCCACACAGUAGAAAAACCUUAUGAGUGUAAAACAUGUAGGAAAGCCUUCAGUCAUUUCAGUAACUUAAAAGUCCAUGAAAGGAUUCACUCUGGAGAGAAGCCGUAUGAAUGUAAGGAAUGUGGGAAAGCAUUCUCUUGGCUCACUUGCCUUCUACGACAUGAAAGAAUUCACACGGGAGAGAAGCCCUAUGAAUGUCUGCAAUGUGGUAAAGCCUUCACUCGUUCCCGUUUCCUUCGAGGACAUGAAAAAACUCACACUGGAGAGAAGCUGUAUGAAUGUAAGGAAUGUGGGAAAGCAUUGAGUUCUCUCCGUUCCUUGCAUAGACAUAAAAGGACUCACUGGAAAGAUACUCUCUAAAUGUAUGGAAUGUUGGAAAACAUUCAGUACUUUAAUUUCAGAAACUUGAAAGAACUCACUUGGGAGAUAGACCCUAUGAAUGUAAACAUGGGAUAAAGCCUUAAGUAGUUUCAAUUUUUUAAAUACAGUUAUCCCCCAAUAUAUUGCAGGGGAUUGGUUCCAGCACUCCCUAAAUCCACAGAUGCCAAGUCCUUUGUUAUAUGGCAUAUUUGCAUGUAACCUAUGCAUAUCCUCCAGUAUACUGUGUAAAUCAUCUCUAGAUGACUUUUAAUACCUCAUGCAUUGUAAAAGCUAUGUAAAUAGUUGUUUGAUUGUAUUGUUUAGAGAAUCAUGACAAGAAAAAUAGUCUCUACAUGUUCAAUGCAGACAUAAUCAUUGCAGGCCCACCUACAUAGUAUAUGUCACCCAGAACAUUAAAAUUUCUUUGUUUUAACAUUCA